Messenger RNA from Tarenaya hassleriana, 1047 nucleotides. Its product is annotated as nudix hydrolase 16, mitochondrial-like. The transcript has 4 exons. NCBI's taxonomy places the organism in Eukaryota, Viridiplantae, Streptophyta, Magnoliopsida, Brassicales, Cleomaceae. Gene Ontology annotation, molecular function: hydrolase activity. The record is from RefSeq and is a predicted model, not a curated record. The coding region runs from base 277 to 807 and encodes 176 amino acids. Gene Ontology annotation, cellular component: nucleus; cytoplasm.
UUAAAAAAGCUUUAUUUUUCUCUGUUCACUCUUUCAUCCUCUGGAGCCAAACUCACCAGGAACCCUAGAUCUCACCCUGGCCGUCGGAUCAGAUCAACAGUUCCAAUCUUAGGUGGCGGCAAUGGUUGAGACAGAACAGAUGUUGUUAUCCGGUUCAGGUGUCGGCAUUGUCGUCAGCUUGUAGCGUGUUGGGUGCAUUCCCCUCAUCUUGAUGGCCGAGAGAUCCAAUUUUUUCUGGAUUUAGGGCAAAAAACGAAAGGUUUUGUUAUUACAGUGAUGUGUGAUUUGGUGGCGCGUACGGGUCGGCUUCAGCAGCGGUACGAGGAUGGUUGCCGCCUUGUUGCCGGAUGUAUUCCAUUUAGAUAUAGAAACUUCGACGAUGGUGAUCCCGACUCCGAGAAAGUCAUCGAAGUGUUGAUGAUCAGUUCACCUAGCGGGCCUGGUCUUUUGUUUCCAAAGGGAGGUUGGGAGAAUGACGAGACAGUGGAGGAGGCUGCAGCCAGGGAAGCUGUCGAAGAAGCAGGAAUUCGGGGGAUUCUUUUUGAUUUCUUGGGGUGUUACCGGUUCAAGAGCAAGACCCACCAAGACGAAUUCUGCCCGGAAGGUGUAUGCAAAGCGGCGAUGUACGCGCUGUACGUGAAGGAAGAGCUGGAGUCGUGGCCAGAACAGGACACGAGAACUCGGGCAUGGCUGACGAUACCAGAAGCGGUAGAGAGUUGCCGACAUGCGUGGAUGAAGGAUGCUUUGGAAGAAGGCUUCUGCAAAUGGCUUCAGCAGAAAGGAGGGGACAUUGCCGGUGAAGAUUGAACUCAAUACUCAAGUGUGUAUAACUCAAGAUCCAACAAAAGAAAAAAUAGUUGGGAAAAAAAGGAAAAUAUAUAAAGAAGAUUUACAGAAACAACGAGUAGAACUGUCAUUAAAACUGUCUUUUUUUUGUUUUGGUCUCAAAUUUGUGCAACCUUAAAUGGUUCGUCCCGUUUUUUUUUUCCUUGGAAUCUCCUAUUUUGGAUAUUAUUAUGGAGUUGAUGAAACAUAUGAAUUUUGUUU